Fusarium mangiferae is the source of this 1683-nucleotide messenger RNA. RefSeq lists its product as uncharacterized. Gene Ontology annotation, cellular component: membrane. Gene Ontology annotation, molecular function: mating-type factor pheromone receptor activity. Gene Ontology annotation, biological process: G protein-coupled receptor signaling pathway. The transcript is spliced from 3 exons. The record is from RefSeq and is a predicted model, not a curated record. NCBI's taxonomy places the organism in Eukaryota, Fungi, Ascomycota, Sordariomycetes, Hypocreales, Nectriaceae. Bases 1 to 1683 code for a protein of 560 amino acids.
AUGAUCGACUCAGCUCGCCUGUCUGGUCGUGACGACUUGUCUAUCAUCGUGGCUCCUGGACCCGGAACCAUCACUACUCCAUCACUCACAACCAACCUUGUUUGCAGAGUUCUCUUCGGGCUCAUCGCCAAUAUCGCCUGUAUAGUCCCCCUAAAGAGCCUCUACCGUAAUGGAGAAUUCGCAGCCGUGGUCUUUAUUGCCAACAUCGAAUGGUCAAAUCUCGACACAAUAAUUAACGCUCUCAUCUGGCGGAACGACGACACUAGCAAGUGGUGGAAUGGCGAAGUAUUCUGCGAUAUCAAUGCUUACUACGUCAACUUCACUGGCGCCUUAUUCGGAACCUGCCUCCUGGCCAUCAUGCGGAAUCUUGCCCAGCAAGUCGGCCUCCUUCGUGCCAAUGCCCUCACAGUUCGGGAGAAACGCCGGCGUAACUUGGUCCAGGCACUCAUCAUGUUUCCCCUUCCAAUCAUCCAGGUCGCAUGGGUCUGGCCAUUGACUACUCAGAGAUACGCAGUAGCUACCCUGGCUGGAUGCAGCUGGAUUGCAUGGCCUUCGUGGCCCUAUAUGGUCUUCUUCGUCCUGGCCCCUGUUACAGUCGCACUGAUAACAUCUGGAUAUGCAAUCCUUGUCUAUAUACGCUUUCGUGACAUUGCAAAAACCACUCGUUCGGCGGUCAACAGCAGCAGGUCUGCUAACCAACGCGCUCAGAGGACGAAGCGUCGCCUUUACUUAAUGGUCUUGGCCAUAUUAGUCCCUUAUCUACCUCUUGUGGUCACCCUUGCUGUUCUCAACAUGCUGAAGGCAUUUCCUCUUCAACCCUUUGAUUACGACCUCAUCCAUAAUCGGGUGAUACCCUAUCCAUGGUCGGCAGUCAUUUUUGUCCCUUCCAAUGGUGUUAACUUCGGGUAUCUGAACAACUGCUAUAUCCACAUACUUUCCGCCAUUCCUGUCGUCAUCUUUUUUGGCAUGACCAAGGACGCCAUGAAUAGUUAUCGUCGCGGCUUGCUCUGCCUUGGCUUUGGAUGUCUCUUCCCCAAGCUUCACGAGGAGUAUGACCCUGACAGGACAAUCGGUGGGAGCAGUUCUGGACACUCUCGUUUUAUGGGUUCCACGACUUCGACUACCUCUUCGAUAUCGAGCAAGAUCAGGAGUCUUCUGUCUCAGCGCAAUUUGAGCACGGCGUCCUCUGCGAGCCUCAACCCAAUAUCUUUACAGUUCACCGACGCCCCUCCCGUGACUCAUGAAAUCGAGUUAGGACCUCGAGUGGGAGAGUUGCAAGUAUCACAGUCGCCGUUACGGGAGAUUUCCUAUCCUCACCCAACUGUUUCGACUUCAUCAGAACCCAUCAACCCACCUCCUCGUAACCCUUUCCUCUUCCGAACGCGCUUCGACAUGCCCACCAUUCCAUUUCGUUCAAUCUCCUCAUUUCGCUUCGGCAAGAAGAAGGAUAAACGACCCCCGCUUGAUCACGGUUUAUCUCUUGACUCUCUUCCCUGCGUCGUCAACGAACAGUCAUGGGAGAACAGCUCCGCUACGCAGCCUUGCAGUCAGACACUUGUUUGGGCUGAUAGAAAGAUCGUCCCAACUCCCGGUGUUUUUACUACCGAAUCCAGUCUGUUGGUUCCUAUGUCGUCGACGUAUUCUGUCACAACUGAACCACUGCAGGAAACAUAUCGGCGCUAG